Molecule: messenger RNA, 3315 nt
Organism: Lynx canadensis (Canada lynx)
Lineage: Eukaryota; Metazoa; Chordata; Mammalia; Carnivora; Felidae
Gene: CE1H17orf113
Product: chromosome E1 C17orf113 homolog
Exons: 2
Coding region: 1270-3297 (675 amino acids)
Source: RefSeq, a predicted model, not a curated record
AACCCUCAGUUUGUUCUCCAUAUUUAUGAGUCUCUUCUGUUUUGUCCCCCUCCCUGUUUUUAUAAGGAGGGCUUAGAUUCUAACUCUGCCUCAGCCUUACUCUAACUUACUGCUCGUGGAACCCUGGGCAAAUCACCUGAAGUCCCCAGCCUCGGUUUCCUCCUCUUCAAAAUGGGGAUGAUACCACCCUCAGAGUACUUGAAAGAGGAAUCUUGGCUUUCUCGUGGAGUCACUGUAAAGUCCUUAGCACAAGGCCCGAUGAAGUUCACAUUUGACAAAUGGUAGUUACUGCUGUUGUUAUUAGUAGGCGUGGAGAGGUGGGGACAGGGUUGAAGGACAGCUAGGAAGUUGGCUGGUUUUGGCCGCUGGCUGGACGUGGCCUUCUGGUCCUGAACGGCUCACCUGUCAUCGUGCCUGGGGCGGUGGAAGCAUGAGCGAGGUACAGGCAAGCAGCUAGCUCCUUUGGUCUGGGGUCUGGCCCCCACUUCUGGGCUUCCCUUCCCAGAACCCCACUAUCAGGGAGUGUGUGUAAGUGUGAGUGCGCCCAUGUGAACGUUCAGGGAAGGGAGGUCCAGUGAAAACAAAGGACAUUCCUUGGUGCUGUGACUCCGGGAGCUCAGCUUUGUGCUAACUUCAUUCUGAUGAAAUAAGCGAUGGUGGACUAGAGAGACUGGGCAUCCUCUUGAGUGAGGAGUCAAGGUCUGAGUUGGAGUCCUGGCUCAGUCACGAAUUAUUCAUGGGCCCUGAGAACCGCUGUCACCUGGACUCAGUGCCCUCACCUAUAAAAUGUGGUUGCAUAGAUGAUGCCAAUCUUUUCAGAGCUGAGUUCUGACAUGUUCCAGCAGUCAAAGUUAGUCAGCGCCUUGUCCUGGAUGGAGGGAGACCCUCAGAGUGGGCUGGGGACCCCCAAACCUCCCCCACUUUGGAUAACAUUCUAUGGCCCUUUGCAUGACCCCACCCAUUCCCAAUAGCCCUUCCCCAUUAGGUGCAGUCCACCCGUCAGCUGGGGAGUGCUCUGUGGGCAGCAUGAACCCACCUCGGACCCCCUAACGCCUCUCCCUUGUCUCUUUCAUCUCCAGUCUCCCACCGGCAGAGCGGGAAUAACCGUUCCCAGCUAAGUUAGAUGGAUGGUCCCCAUUAGCCUGGCGCGCUGCUCCCCUCCUCCCCCCACAAUUUCCAUUGUCAAGGGAGGUGCUGCCGUGUGUGGGGGGAGCCUGGGGGACCAGAGCAUUUGGGUGGGGUCGGGGGUGCCCUGCCCCUUGAGCAGGAAUGGUACCCCCGGGGAAGAAACCAGCGGGAGAGGCCUCCAACUCCAACAAAAAAUGCAAGCGUUACUUUAACGAGCACUGGAAGGAGGAGUUCCCCUGGCUGGACUUCGACUACGAGCGGAAGCUGAUGUUUUGUCUCGAGUGCCGCCAGGCCCUGGUGCGGAACAAGCACGGCAAAGCCGAGAACGCCUUCACCGUGGGCACCGACAACUUCCAGCGCCACGCCCUGCUGCGCCACGUGACCUCGGGGGCUCACCGCCAGGCUCUGGCUGUCAACCGGGGCCAGCCCACUUUUGAGGGCCAAGCUGAGGGAGGAGGGGCCUACCCAGACCUGGCCACCACCCCCACCCCCACGGGCGUCAAGGUGGAGGUGGACCCGGCCAAAGUGGCGGUGCUGACCACGGUGUACUGUAUGGCCAAGGAGGACGUGCCCGACGACCGCUGCUCUGCCCUGCUUGAGCUGCAGAGGUUCAACCUGUGCCAGGCGCUGCUGGGCACGGAGCAUGGCGAUUACUACAGCCCCAGGAGGGUGAGGGACAUGCAGGUGGCCAUUGCCAGUGUCUUGCACACAGAGGCCUGCCAGCGCCUGAAGGCAUCCCCAUAUGUGGGGCUGGUGUUGGACGAGACCAGGGACUGGCCCGAGUCCCACAGUCUGGCCUUGUUUGCCACUUCGGUGUCCCCCUGUGAUGGCCAGCCUGCUACCACCUUCCUGGGCAGUGUGGAGCUACAGGAGGGUGAGGCCACCGCUGGCCAACUCCUGGACAUCCUGCAGGCCUUCGGCGUGUCUGCACCCAAGCUGGCCUGGCUCAGCUCGAGCCUCCCCAGUGACCGCCUUGGGCGUGUGGGCCCACAACUCCGGGCCGCCUGCCCGCUGCUCACCGAACUACACUGCCUCCCUGGCCGGACAGAUCCCGAGCCCCCUGCCUACCUAAGCGAAUAUGAAAGUGUGCUGGAUGCCCUAUUCCGCCUCCAUGGUGGCCCCAGUUCUCACAUGGUCCCUGAGCUGCGGGCAGCACUGGACCUUGCAGCUAUUGACUUGGCAGGACCGCGGCCAGUGCCCUGGGCCUCCUUGCUGCCUAUCGUGGAAGCUGUGGCUGAGGCUUGGCCUUGCCUGGUGCCCACGCUGGAGGCCUCUGCUCCAGCCUCCCCUACAGCCAAGGCACUGGCCCUCGCCCUACGCCAGUUCACCUUCGUGGCCUUCACCCACCUGCUGCUGGACACUCUGCCAUCCAUGCAGAAGCUCACCCUUGUCCUGCAGCCUGAAGAGCCGGACUUGGCCUUGUUGCAACCCCUGGUGAUGGCAGCCGCAGCCUCCCUCCAAGCCCUGCGCAGCUCGGGUGGGGCGCGCCUCCAGGGCUUCCUGCAGGAGCUGGCGUCCUCCAGCUCUGACUUGGGCGGUGGGCGCUGCACCUACCGCGGCGUGGAGCUGGUCGGCUACUCCGAGGCUGCGGUGCGGGGCUUGCAGCGGCUGCGGGGGGCCUUCCUAGACUCCAUGCGGCGGGGGCUGCGGGACUCCUACCCCGGGCCCUCGCUGGACGCCGUGGCCGCCUUCGCGGCGAUCUUCGACUCGCGCGGCUACCCGCAGGCACCCGAGGAGCUGGGCGCGCACGGCGAGGGGGCACUGCGGGUGCUGCUGCGCGCCUUCGCCCCCGCCGUGGUGCGCCAGAGGGCGCUGGGCGACUUCGCGCUCUUCAAGCGCGUGGUGUGCAGCCUCGGGCGGCUGGGCCCGCGGGCCUUGUGCGCCAAGCUGGCCUGCGCGCGCUCCGAGCUGCACGAGCUCUUCCCGGACUUCGCCGCCCUUGCCGCCCUGGCCUUGGCGCUGCCCGCGGGCGCCGGCCUCCUGGACAAGGUGGGCCGCAGCCGGGAGCUGCGGUGGUGGGGGCAGAGCGGGGCAGGGGAAGGCCGGGGUGGCCCGGCGGUGAAGAUCGCCGUGGAUGGGCCCCCGCUGCACGAGUUUGACUUUGCACUCGCCGUGGAGUUCUUGGAGAGUGGGUGGGCGGAGGGGCUCCUGGGGUCACAGCUCACGUGAGGGCGGCCCCCUUCCCUC